This is a messenger RNA of Acanthisitta chloris (rifleman), 1875 nucleotides long. It is a transcript of the gene CCDC171, whose product is annotated as coiled-coil domain containing 171. The annotation marks the transcript as partial. NCBI's taxonomy places the organism in Eukaryota, Metazoa, Chordata, Aves, Passeriformes, Acanthisittidae. The record is from RefSeq and is a predicted model, not a curated record. The transcript is spliced from 13 exons.
AUGGAACGUGAGUUACUACGGAACAACAAUGAAUCAGAAUUGGAUGCUGUUUUAGACCUGAGAUGGAAACUUCUUCAAGCUAAAAAAGAAAAUUUAGACUUGACCAUUCAACACAAUCAAGAAGUGUCCAACUAUAAAAGCCAGAUAAUCAAAUUACGGUCAGAAUUUGAGAGAGGAGAGGCUCUUCGGCAAGGUCUGGAGUAUGAAUUGGCAGUUGCCAGAAAAGGUGCCCAUCUGAAAAUGUGUACUGCAGAAGAGGAGUUAAGUGAUGCAAAAUACAAACUUGUGGAACUGCAAGAACUCAAUGAAAAACUUCAGCAGAAAGUAACAGAGACUGAGCAAACAUUUCAUAAUGCUCAGCAGAAGUGGGAAGAAGAACAGGAAAGACUUGCAAGGGCGAAGGAUGAUAUCAGCAGAAUUUACAACAACGAAUAUGUUUUCCUUCUUAAGGAAAGAAAUGAAGUGGAAAGGAUUUUGCUGGAGCUGAAUAAUGAAGUGCAAAAUAUGCGCCAGAAAUUGAGAGAGGUGGAGGUGGAACACACUGGCUGUGGUGAGGUGCUGAGAUGCCAGGCCAAUGAACUUAAAUGCAGUGCUGAACGAGAGAAGCAGCUUAACAAGGAACUUGAAGCAGCUGCAGUGAGAACAAAGAAACUGGAAGAAAGCAUUGAAGCAGAGAGAGCAGCACAUUUGGAAUCCAGUUUGAAUUCAGAGAUCAUCCAGUUAAGAAUUCGAGAACUUGAAGAAGCUGUGCGUUUGGAAAAAGACAGACAAGCCGAAGCUCUUUCAGAGUUAGAAAUGAUCAAGAAAGAGUUCAAAGAGUUAGAAAAUGCAUAUGAGAGAGAAAAACACAAUGCCCAAAAGAACUUGGAAAAACUCAAUGUAUUAGAAAGAGAGUGUUUCUCCUCAAACAACCAAAUGAAAGAAGUGAUUGAGGAAAAGGAGGUGGUAAUUAAAGACCUCUCUGAAAAACUAGGGAAUACUGAAAAAACCUGCAGAGAAUUACAGGAGGAACUUGCAAUGGCCAAGAAACACCAGGUCUUUCUAACAGAGACGUAUGAAAACAACAUGAGAGAGCUGGAGUUACUCUUGGACAGCUUUGCUAUGUCAGGCCAGCGGACAGCAGGCACUUGUAAGGACAAAGAUAAACCUCUGAGCUGCUCUGUCAUUGAGACUUUGAGGUGUACCUUGACAGCUUACCAGAAGAAGCUGGAAGAUACAUCUAAUGAGUUUGAGAAAACAAAGGCUUCAUGUGAAAAGAUGACAAAAGAACUGGAGAUAUCCAAGGAGGAAAUGUGUGCUUUAAGACAAGACCUUAAGGAAGCUCAGGGUACUGCAGCUGAUGCCACUAAAGAGUUAAAUCAUCUGCACACUAAGUGUGCAGACAGAGAGACUUUAAUAGAAACUUUAAAAAUGGAGCUACAGGAUGUACAGCAUUGCUGGGAGAAGGAGAAAGUGCAUGCCACAGAAUCUGAAAAUGAAAUCCAGAAGCUUACCAGGGCUUACCAGAAGGAUAUGGAGGAGAAACUAACCUUUCUUCAUAGCUUAUACCAGCAUUUGGUAGCAGGCUGUGUGCUUAUAAAACAACCAGAAGGCAUCCUGGAUAGAUUCUCUUGGUCUGAGCUUUGUGUAGUCUUGCAGGAGAAUGUUGAUGCCCUGAUCUUAGACCUCAACAGGGCUAAUGAGAAGAUAUCUCACCUAGAAUAUGUUUGUAAGAACAAAUCCAGUGCUCUGAAGGAGCUUCAGCGGAGCCAGGAAGAUGCUUUUAACAAAAUGGCUGAACAGAUGAAAGCACAGGAAAACUGCUGGCAGAAAGAAAAAAAGUAUCUGGAACAGCAGUACUCUGGUCUCCUUGGGGAAGUUCAUGCAAGGGCACAG